Messenger RNA from Dictyostelium purpureum, 948 nucleotides. RefSeq lists its product as uncharacterized. Lineage: Eukaryota; Evosea; Eumycetozoa; Dictyosteliales; Dictyosteliaceae. Bases 6 to 665 code for a protein of 219 amino acids. The record is from RefSeq and is a predicted model, not a curated record. The transcript has a single exon. Gene Ontology annotation, biological process: regulation of DNA-templated transcription. Gene Ontology annotation, molecular function: sequence-specific DNA binding; zinc ion binding.
CAUGCAUGAUGGUAUGGGAUCCAAGAAUAAUUAGAAUACCCACCAAUCCACCAAACCCAUACGAAUAUCCACACUAUUCAUAUGCUAUACAAACAACAACAGCAAAUAGCCCACACUUAACACCAAUGCAGCAACAACAAUUGGUACAACAACAGCAACAACAACAACAACAAAGACCACCAGCCAACCAUCCUAUAGUAAAUAAAUCAAACAAUAGUAGUCCAGUAGAUAAAUCACCAUCAAAUACCACCACAACUACUACAAAUAAUAAUAAUAACAAUAAUAAUAACAAUAAUAAUAACGCCAAUGGUAAUAAUACUGUCACACCAACAGAACCUCCAAAGAAUUUUAGUGGUGAAGUAUUUUUCGAUGAUAUUGGCCAAGAAAAACCACAAAGAAGACGGAGAAGAACCAUGUAUUCAAGUAGAAGAAAUUUAAAAUGUCAUUAUUGCGAAGUUACUGAAACUCCUGAAUGGAGAAGAGGUCCCGAUGGUGACCACACACUUUGUAAUGCAUGUGGUUUACACUAUGCCAAAAGCCAAAAGAAAUUAGCUCGUGAAAAAGAACUAGAAAAACAAAGAGAAAAUACAAGAAAACACAGUAUCGAUUUUAUGUUAACUGAACCACCUUCAACAAAUUCUCAAAAUACAACUCCGCCCAAUUAAAAUUAAUAUAAAUAAUAACAAUAAUUAGUAAUAAUUAAUUUAAACAUCACCAACCAUUAAAAUAAUUAAUUUGAAAACUUAAAUCUCAUUUAUUUAUUUACCAAAUCGAAUAUUAUUUAUUUUUAGAAACAACAAGAAUCAAUCAAAAAUUUCAAAUAAAAAUAACCCCCACACAAAAAUAUUUCCUUUUUUUUUAAAAAAAAAAUAAAUAAAAAAAUGAAAUAAAUAUAUAUAUAUAUAUUUAUUUCUUGUAUAUUAUUAUUAAAUAUAAUGUUUUCUAAAU